This is a messenger RNA of Epinephelus lanceolatus (giant grouper), 1967 nucleotides long. NCBI's taxonomy places the organism in Eukaryota, Metazoa, Chordata, Actinopteri, Perciformes, Serranidae. The record is from RefSeq and is a predicted model, not a curated record.
AUGGCGGUCUACCUCGUCAACCUGUCCAUCUCUGACCUGCUCUACACGAUCACUCUGCCCGUGUGGAUUGAGCUGGCUCUGAAGAGGCCCCUGGGUAGCCUCUGCAGUUUGGUGGCUGUGAUCAUGCACAACAGCUUCUACGUCGGCUCAGGCCUCCUUUGCUGCAUCUCCGUUGAUCGCUAUCUUGCAUUGGUCUACCCUCUCCGCUUUCACCGCAUCCGAGAGGUGCGGACAGCAGCACUUGUGAGUAUUGCUGUUUGGGCUUUGGAGAUUGCCAUCCACAUCAUCUUCCUUGACCACACGGGGGCGCUGCAAGCUUUCUCCUCAAGAAACCUGUGUGAGGAGCAGAUCCCCAUGACACAAGAAGUUGCAGACCUCACCCUCACACGAGUCACCCUGGGGUUUUUGGUCCCUACUUUCAUCAUGACCUUCUGUUUUCAGCAGAUCAUGCAGUCACUCCGACGGAGCACCUCCAUCCUGACAGAGGAGCGCAGGAAAGUGGGACUGCUUUUGUUUUUCCUUCUGCUCACAUACAUUGUGGCGUUUUUGCCCUACCAGAUUGUCAUGCUGCUCAGGGCCAUACUGGAGCCCAGGACCUGCGUCUGGGCCGCAAGGCUCAGAGAUCCGUGUGAACACAUGAACGCCACAUCCACAAUGGAAAACCUAACCCUGGCCUCCAACCAUUCAGAAUGCUAUACGAUUGACAGCGAAUACAGGAGGAGGCCGUUUCUGUUUUUCUACCUGGCUAUCAUCGUCACUGCCAUCCCAUCCAACGCCUUCUCCCUCUACGUGUCCUGGCAGCACAUCAGACAGAAGAACGAGCUCGGUGUGUAUCUGUUCAACUUGGCCCUGAGUGACCUGACCUUCACUAUCGGCCUUUCGCUGUGGCUGGACUUCCUGUGGAAAGGAGUUUGGGCUCACGGAGGCUACGUGUGUGUGCUGUCUGUCUACUUUCUCUUCACUAACUUCUACACCAGCGAUGCUCUCCUCUGCUGCAUUGCUAUCGACCGCUACCUGGCAGUGGUUCACCCAUUAAAGUAUACUUUCUUGAGGAAAGUUAGCACUGCAGCAGCAGUCAGUGUUGCUAUUUGGGUGUUGGUGGUCUGUUUCAACGUCUUCACUGUCACCUGGGAGGACUCAUACUAUGAGAACAACAAGUUUUCAGUGUGCUUCGAUGUCUUCCUCCCACAGUCAGAGAGCCUGGCUCGGGCUAAUGUAGCGCGCUUCAUCCUGGGCUUCAUUCUCCCCGUUCUCCUGGUGAUGUUUACCACCUGGGGGAUCUGUAAGGCGGUGAAAUCCAAUCAGGCCACAGAGGAACAGGAACGUAAGCGGAUUUCAAAGCUGCUGACGGUAGUUCUGCUCUGCCUUGUGCUCUGCUUUGGACCUAUCCAUGUUAUGAUGCUACUCCGCACACUAGUGGAAGACUGCAGGAAAGUUGCAUGGCUCCAUUAUCCGUUCAAGUUCAGCAUAGCUGUCUCAACCCUCAACUGCCUUGCAGACCCUCUCCUCUACUGCUUCAUUACUAGAACAGGGAAAGCAAAUGUCAAUCAGGUUGUUCUCUUCUUCCAGGUAAAGAAGAAGAGCAAAGAUGAAGAUGUGGUGUAGGUAAAAUAAAGUAUAGGACUUAAUAUAACUCCCUUGUGGUUAACUUAACAGUUAGACAUUAAACAGUAGGAUAUGACCCAGAAGAUAACAACUCAGUUAUAGAUACUGCUUCAACAACCCAAUCUCACUCCGAAGUUGUCAAAAUCCAGGGCUUGGACAGUGACUUGCGGCGUCAGACAUUGACAAAAAAGCCAUCCUUUAACGUCAGCAUGAUGACACUUUAAUGGUGCUUGGCAGCAUCAGGGGGAAACGUAACGGGACAACAACGAAAGUUAAGGAAACAAAAGUCUAAGUGGGGUGGGCGGAUGGGUCCAACAAACACAGACUUUCACCCGGGAGAGUGGUGUUUGUGUCUCAUAGGA